GCCAGCCCGCCCGGCCCGGGGGAGGGAUGCCGCGGCGCGGCGCCCAGGAUGCCCCGCAGCCCCGGGACGCGCCUCAAACCCGCCAAGUACAUCCCGGUGGCCACAGCCGCCGCGCUGCUGGUGGGCUCCAGCACCCUCUUCUUCGUGUUCACGUGCCCAUGGUUGACAAGAGCUGUGUCCCCAGCUGUUCCUGUCUACAAUGGCAUCAUCUUUCUCUUUGUCCUCGCCAAUUUCAGCAUGGCCACCUUUAUGGACCCCGGUGUCUUCCCCAGAGCGGACGAGGACGAAGACAAGGAGGACGACUUCCGGGCCCCGCUAUACAAGAACGUAGAUGUACGGGGCAUCCAGGUCCGCAUGAAGUGGUGUGCCACAUGCCACUUCUACCGUCCACCACGCUGCUCGCACUGCAGCGUCUGCGACAACUGUGUAGAGGACUUUGACCACCACUGCCCCUGGGUCAACAACUGCAUUGGACGCCGCAACUACCGCUAUUUCUUCCUGUUCUUGCUGUCACUCAGUGCGCACAUGGUGGGCGUUGUGGCCUUCGGCCUGGUCUAUGUGCUGAACCACGCUGAGGGGCUGGGAGCUGCCCACACCACCAUCACCAUGGCCGUCAUGUGUGUGGCUGGCCUCUUCUUCAUUCCUGUCAUCGGCCUCACUGGCUUCCAUGUGGUGCUGGUCACUCGGGGGCGCACCACCAACGAGCAGGUGACUGGAAAGUUCCGCGGGGGCGUGAACCCCUUUACCCGAGGCUGCUAUGGGAAUGUGGAACAUGUGCUAUGCAGCCCCCUGGCACCCCGGUAUGUGGUGGAACCACCCCAGCUACCGCUCUCCAUGAGCCUGAAGCCUCCCUUCCUUCGGCCUGAGCUCCUGGAGCGCACUGUACCACUCAAGGUCAAGCUUAGUGACAAUGGGCUGAAGGCAGGCCUUGGCCGAAGCAAGUCCAAAGGCAGCCUGGACAGGCUAGAUGAGAAGCCACUGGAUCUGGGGCCCCCACUGCCUCCAAAGAUGGAGGCCAGCAGCUUUGGAGGUGACUUGAAGACCCCACGGCCUGCCAGCGCUGAGAGCGCCCUGUCGGUACAGAGGACCAGCCCCCCAACACCUGCCAUGUACAAAUUCCGGCCAGCCUUCCCCACAGGUCCAAAAGCACCCUUCUGUGGGCCUAGCGAGCAGGUCCCCGUGUCAGGUCCUGACUCCUUGACCCUGGCAGAUGACAGCACCCACAGUCUGGACUUUGUGUCUGAGCCCAGCUUGGACCUCCCUGACCAUGGCCCAGGUGGCCUGCACUCAGCCUACCCGCCAUCCCCGCCGCUCAGUGCCACCGAUGCCUUCUCGGGUGCUUUGCGCUCCCUGAGCCUCAAGGCUGCCAACCGGCGGGGUGGGAACCAUGUGGCCUUGCAGCCCCUACGCUCUGAGGGAGGGCCCCCCACACCCCACCGCGCCCUCUUUGCCCCCCAUGCUCUACCCAACCGAAAUGGCAGCUUGUCCUAUGACAGUCUGCUUAACCCUGGCUCACCCAGCAGCCAUGCGUGUCCAGCGCACCCCUCAGUUGGUGUAGCCAGCUACCGCUCACACUAUUUGCACCCUGGGGCAGGGGGUGACCCACCACGGCCCCCGCCCCGCAGCUUCAGUCCUGUAUUGGGCCCCCGGCCUCGGGAGCCCUCUCCUGUGCGCUAUGACAACCUGUCUCGGACCAUCAUGGCCUCCAUCCAGGAGCGCAAGGACAGGGAGGAGCGAGAGCGGCUGCUGCGCUCCCAGGCUGACUCGCUGUUUGGUGACUCGGGUGUCUAUGAUGCACCCAGCUCCUACAGCCUGCAGCAGACCAGCAUGCUUUCCGAGGGCAGUCGCGGCCCCAUGCUGCGCUAUGGCUCCAGAGAUGACCUCGUGGCUGGGUCUGGCUUUGGUGGUGCCCGCAACCCUGCCCUACAGACAUCCCUGUCCUCACUGAGCAGCUCCAUGAGCCGGGCACUUCGGACAUCCUCCUCCUCCCUGCAGGCAGACCAAGCCAGCAGCAAUGCCCCAGGGCCCCGGCCAGGCAGUGGCUCACACAGGUCGCCUGCUCGCCAAGGGCUGCCCUCUCCACCUGGCACUCCCCACUCACCCUCCUAUGCAGGCCCCAAAGCUGUCGCCUUCAUCCACACGGACCUCCCAGAACGGCCACCCUCACUGGCUGUGCAGAGGGACCACCCUCAGCUGAAGACCCCCCCAAGUAAGCUUAAUGGGCAGUCCCCAGGCCUGGCCUGGUUGGGGCCUGCUGCUGGCCCCCCAGGGCCCUCCGCCAGCCCUGCCCGGCACACGCUGGUUAAGAAGGUGUCCGGCGUGGGUGGGACAACGUACGAGAUCUCGGUGUGAGAACUGACUACCACCUGUCUGCCGUGGCGCCACAGGGACCAGGACCCCAUGGUGGUUCCCCCUACCCCCACCGACUUCUUUGCCCCAGGGAGAGGCCACCACCCAAGCCUGGUGUGGACGCAUCAGCAGGAGAGAGCCUCGCCUCCACAGCUUGUCCCAGCACCCGCUGCCAGUCCGUCCAUUCAUCUUCUCACCAGGAAGUUGGGUCCCAGGGCAAAGCUGGGCCUAGGAUUGCCAGGCUGUGCUGUGGGGCUGUGUGUCUGCCCCUACUGUGGCAAUGAGGGGGACCCAAUUUGCUUUCCCCAUUGGUGAAGCUCAACUCCACCACUUUGUCACCCUUGUGCCCCUAGGCCAGUCUCCAGCGAUUCUACUGGUCUACCUGCUCCCCUUAUAGAUGGGUCACGGUGGCCCUCUCCUCCCAGCUGCUCCUAACACGUUGCCUUUCCCCAACUGGCUGGCAGCUUGCAGCUUGUCAAGGCUGAUGCUUCUGCAGCCCUGGCCUGCUCUGGGUUGUGAUGGAUGGGUGGACAGACAGGCAGCCUCCUGUGGUGGGCUCCCAGCUCCGUGUGUUCCAUCUUGCCUGGCCUGUGGGCUUGUCCCCCCAUGUCUGUGUGCUGUGCUGCCGUGCCACGUCCAAUGUGUUUGCUCGGCUGCCACUGUCCCUUUCAUUGAAGCCUUAACUUCUGCUUUAUGCUCUUGUGGGGGUCAAUGGGGGCCAGAGGGUGUGGGAGCAGGCAUGUGGGCCAGAUACCACCCCGGGGAGCCCCACCUGGAGCCCCACCCCCAUCUCUCAGGCCCUCCCUGCCAAACUGGAGACUCCCUACCCCAAAGCAUAUGAAGUCCCUGGCCUUGGCCUGGCCAGUGUCACGUGGAAAGCACAUUGGAGAUGGGGGGUCAGUGCUUCCCUGGCAUCAGGGACCUGAGAGUAAGCACAUGGCAGCGUCUGCUUGCGUUGUGUCUGUUUUAUGUUUUUAUAUCUACAUCUAUAUAUCUAUAAUUUUAUUAAAAAAAGAAAAAGUCA
Molecule: messenger RNA, 3373 nt
Organism: Heterocephalus glaber (naked mole-rat)
Lineage: Eukaryota; Metazoa; Chordata; Mammalia; Rodentia; Bathyergidae
Gene: Zdhhc8
Product: zDHHC palmitoyltransferase 8
Biological process (GO): protein palmitoylation
Cellular component (GO): Golgi apparatus
Molecular function (GO): palmitoyltransferase activity
Source: RefSeq, a predicted model, not a curated record